This is a messenger RNA of Symbiodinium sp. CCMP2456, 1470 nucleotides long. The record is from the annotation of a GenBank genome assembly. Lineage: Eukaryota; Dinophyceae; Suessiales; Symbiodiniaceae.
AUGAGUCCUGGGAGAGUGCGCGAAAGCAUCGACGCCCAUCCGACAGAACCGCUAGCAUCUGCAGGCCAGCCACUGCUGCCGCUUCUAGCCUCGCUGGCUCGCAAGCGGCAGGCAUUGGCGCCCGCCAAGGAUGGCCAAAGUAGCCAAAAAGAUGGCGGUGAUGCAGUGAAUGCGAAGAAGAUGCCUUCGAGGAAGGCAAAGGCGAAGAUGAAAGCAAAGAGCCUUGGGCAUGCAAGUGUCUCCGUCCGCUCGCCUUUCGCCGUGAUCUCGGCUCGAGCUUGGAGCAUAACACGGCCAACCAGCGCUCAAGCGAGCAUCAGUGAAACACCAAUCUCAAAGAUGGUGCGAAAGAAUGCCGCCAAGAGUGCUCGUUCCGACUCUCCAGACUCCACGCGCGCCUCUGACUCUCCCAGCGAGUCAACGUCCAAGGAGGACCAGAAGCUUGUCACCCUCGAUCCAAAUCUGUGGUACAUCCACGGCAACUCUUACGACCUGCAUGAUUUCGUGGACAAGCAUCCGGGAGGACGCUUUGCUAUCCUGACAGGGCGUGGCCGUGACUGCACCGCCCUUUUUGAAUCGUAUCAUCCCUGGAACGACAAGCACAGGAAGGUUCUCAAGGCUCAUGGGGUGGCUCCGCCAGCCCCAGAUCCUUUCUAUGAGGAGAUCAAGGAAGGAGUGCGGAAGGCCUUCCCCGGUGGAUGCGGCAGCACACGAAUGCGCCCGCAUGCGUUCGUAGGACUGUCGAUCAUGUGGUGCAUCAUGAUGUGGCUGUUUUUCGUUGUCCGGACUCCCCUAUCCAGCCUGCUUGCCGGAUGCAUUGUCGCCACCGUUGGCACUCGUUUCUCCCAUGAGGGCGGCCACCAGCAAGUCAGCAAGAACGAAUGGGUCAACCGGCUGUGCCUGUUUGCCGGCUUCUUCCUGGUUGGACCUUCGAUGUGCUGGUACUACCAGCACGUCGUCAGCCACCAUGUGAGCACAAACCAGGAUGGGGAUGCCGAGAAAGACGUCGACGUGGAGUACAUCUGGAUCGCUGACAAGCUGCCAGGGUGGAUGAAGGUACUGUCCUUGCCUGGCAUGUUCAUUGGCACCGUGAUCGAGCUCGGUGUGAAGCGCAUGAUCGUGGACCUGCUUAUCCGUGGUCAUGUUGGCGGGCACAAGGUCGACUACCGCUUGGGUGGAAUUCUUUUCGAGAUCCCGUUGUGGUGCAUCUUGCACUACACCUUCGGUCCCUCCAUCCUGUGCUACUUGUGCAUGUACCUCACCGCGGGGGCCAUCUUCGUUCCUUGUUCCCAGGUCGCCCACGUGAUCCUCUACCCGAACUCCAACAAGUAUGACUCGUGGGCUAAGAUGCAGAUCGCAGAGAGUGUCGACUUUGCAUCCGAGUCGGACUUCUGGUUCCACAUGGCAUUCGGACUGACCACCCAGAUCGAACACCACCUGUUCCCGGGCAUCGGCUCCUUGUCCGACUAG